UCCGAUUUUAAUGGCAAAAGGCAGGUUAUGGAAAUUUGUAAACCACGUAUAGAAAAGUUGUCAGACAUCCUAUCGUCACUAUGGGAUCAGGUGUAUCCAUUUCAGGAUGUCAAUCUCUUUCUGCUGUGCAAGUUACAAACAUUACCAACAGGAUUACCCCAGAACGUAAGGAGCAGAGGAAGAGCAGAGAUCCUGCAUGUCAUGUUUCUUCUUCAGAAGAGAAGUCACCAGAGGAAGGCGGAAUUCCUUUAUUGAUCAAAGAAGCUGUGCAGUAUCUCUCCACCUUCGGUCUGGAGCACACGGGGCUGUUUAGAGUCACUGGUUCACUGAAGAAGGUAACAGCUUUGAAAGCAAAGUAUGAUGGAGGGGAGUCGGUGGAUCUAACACAAGACGGUGAUAUAGAUACUGUGGCAAGUCUUCUAAAACUUUGCUUAAAGGAACUCCCCAAAGGUGUUAUCCCUGAAACCACACAGUAUUCCUUCAUCAUUGUUUACAAAGAUUACAGAUUGGAUGAAGAGGACUGCAGCAAACAUCUGAAACAACUGAUAGAACAUCUCAGCCAAACUCACUUUACUGUGCUCCACUAUCUAUGCACUUUCUUCAUUAGGGUGGCUUCUUAUAGUGAAAUAAACAAAAUGACCUUGGAAAAUCUCUCUAUUGUUCUGGGCCCGAGUUUCUUCAGGGUCCCAUUCAGCCCUAAUUUUCAGAAGGAUCAGAACCUGUGUAAUGAUUUAUUAUUAUAUAUAUUGAGGAAUUUUCAGAAGUUAACUGCAGAUCGAGCUCAACAAGAAAACAUUGAGCAGAAAAACAUCCAUAAUUGUGGGAAGAAGAAAACAGAAAGUAAUUGA
Messenger RNA from Bufo bufo (common toad), 848 nucleotides. RefSeq names its product protein FAM13A-like. The transcript is spliced from 6 exons. Gene Ontology annotation, biological process: signal transduction. Lineage: Eukaryota; Metazoa; Chordata; Amphibia; Anura; Bufonidae. The coding region runs from base 81 to 848 and encodes 255 amino acids. The record is from RefSeq and is a predicted model, not a curated record.